AGUUAGUUCCAGAACAAGAACAGCACCCAUGUUGUUGUCCAUCUCUACUUUCUACCUUCCCCAUAUAUAACCCCACAAAACUAUUCAAAACCCCAGCAAACAAAAACCCUAUCAUUGUUUUCCCUUUCACUGCCACAGCAAAACGCAACACCAAAACUCCUCUCCCCUAUUUUUAUUUUUGAAUAAAGUUAUUCCCAGCUAUGGAAUCCCCAGUUCAAGCCCAAGCAAUUCCUCUUUACGAAACCCUAACCCUAACCCCACUUUCUCCUUCACCCACUGCCACUCCAAUUCGAUCGCCGCUGUCCGAUCCUCUCCAACCCUACUCUGUAUUCCGCAAUGAGAUUUCUCUCUCCGCCUUCAAUUCUGCUGCUGCGGAAUCUGCUGCACCUGAUUUCUUCUCUCUUGAUGUUGGAAGCGGUGAUGAGGAGGAGUUGGAGCUGAAGACGCCUGUUAAUGGAGAGGCUAAGGGGAAGAGGAAAGCGGAGGUGGAGACGGAGACGGAGAACUUGCCGAAACCAAUGACGGAGAGCGUGUGGUUUAGAGGGGAUAGUAAGUUUAGGAGUCCGAUGUUACAGUUACAUAAAGAGAUAGUGGAUUUCUGUGAUUUUCUGUCACCAACUCAGGAGGAACAAGCUUCACGUGCUGAAGCUGUACGAUGUGUUUUUGAUGUUAUUAAAUAUAUAUGGCCCAAUUGUAAGGUGGAAGUUUUUGGCUCGUUUAGGACAGGACUUUAUCUUCCAACCAGUGACAUUGAUGUUGUGAUUCUGGGUUCAGGACUAAAAAGCCCACAGAUUGGUUUAAACGCUCUUUCCAGGGCCUUGUCUCAGAAGGGCGUUGCAAAGAAGAUACAGGUGAUAGCAAGGGCUCGUGUGCCCAUUGUUAAAUUCGUUGAAAAGAGAAGUGGUGUUUCCUUUGAUAUAAGUUUUGAUGUGAAUGGUGGACCCAUAGCUGCUGAGUUUAUCAAGAAUGCAAUAUCCAAGUGGCCUGAACUACGACCAUUAUGUUUGAUUUUGAAAGUAUUCCUACAACAAAGAGAACUCAACGAGGUAUACUCUGGCGGCAUAAGUUCUUAUGCUCUGCUUGCCAUGCUUAUGGCAAUGUUGCAGAAUCAUAGGGAGUGCCAGGCUUCUCUAGAACGUAAUUUGGGGCUUCUCUUGAUACACUUUUUUGAUUUUUAUGGACGCAAAUUGAACACCACAAAUGUUGGUGUAUCUUGCAAAGGGACUGGGACAUUCUUUUCAAAGCGUACCAAAGGGUUUAUGAACAAUGGACGGCCAUUUCUCAUUGCAAUUGAAGACCCACAGGCACCAGAGAAUGACAUUGGCAAGAAUUCAUUCAAUUAUUUCCAGAUUAGAUCUGCUUUUGCAAUGGCUUUUACAACCUUGACAAAUCCGAAGACCAUCCUAAGCUUAGGACCCAACAGGAGCAUUCUUGGUACCAUAAUUAGACCUGACCCAGUUUUGCUGGAACGCAAAGGAGGGAAAAAUGGAGAGGUAACUUUUAGCAGCUUGCUGCCUGGAGCUGGGGAGCCCUUGCAGUCAAAUUAUGGACGACAGGAAAUUUUGUGCAAUUGGCAGUUGGAUGAUGAAGAAGAAGCAUUACCACGAGGAGGUGGGAAUGCUGGAGAUGGUAGUGCACAUUCCUCUGGAAAGAAGAGGAAAGCUUCUUCUAAAGAGAAGUCUCGGAAGAAAAAGUCGAAAGAAAAUGGUGACAUUGGGAAGGUGAGACAUGAUGAAAGUGGCUCAAAGAAAGAGAAGUCAACAAAGAAGAAACAGCGAUGGAGAAAAAAUGAUAGCUCCAAGGGUUUUGCCAGUCAUGCUGCUGGGUCUUCAUAGAUUUGUUAAAAACGUAAACAUAUCUUUGGCAGGCUGGAUGAAUGAGUCAGGCAUGGCUGAUGCAGUUCCUUCUCACCUAUGAAUGGUUUACUGCAACUACAACAAUCAUCUAACAUUCUGCCUUAAGACUGCUAAAGACUGCUUGGGAUGGCAUGCUGUCUGAUUGAGUAGCAUCUGAAGCAAAUUACUGGCUUUAAGGUGGUUGCGGCUCCUCCCAUCUCUGAAACAUUGUCCUGUGAUUGGCCAGUAUUUGACUUUUGUACUAAUACAGAAGUAUAGAGCAAAGUUUAACGAACAGGAAUAGUGGAUGUGUAAUUGAAUCCAAUUUCCUGAGUCGUACAACAUCAAAGUCUCAGAACUGGAAAACAGGCCAGAUGGAUCUAAUAAUUUUGACACCGUUUGGAGCCUCCAUGUUUGCUAUGAAGGGAGGAGCUGCUUGUGGCUUUUAAGUUUGAAUGCCGAGCACCCAUGCCGUCUGAUAAAUGACAAUAGGGCUGCUUGUAUUUUUUUUAUUUUUGUUUUUAUUUAACCGAGUAAUGGUUAAUUGUAUCCCUAUUAAUUGAUUGAUUUAUGAGCUCCAGCCUUGUUUUCUGCUA
Messenger RNA from Populus nigra (black poplar), 2431 nucleotides. RefSeq lists its product as uncharacterized. Gene Ontology annotation, molecular function: poly(A) RNA polymerase activity; mRNA binding. The transcript is spliced from 13 exons. Gene Ontology annotation, cellular component: TRAMP complex; nucleolus. Bases 201 to 1835 code for a protein of 544 amino acids. Gene Ontology annotation, biological process: RNA 3'-end processing. NCBI's taxonomy places the organism in Eukaryota, Viridiplantae, Streptophyta, Magnoliopsida, Malpighiales, Salicaceae. The record is from RefSeq and is a predicted model, not a curated record.